AUGGGAAAUUGUGCUCCCCAAUACCAUGAUCUGCACCAUCCCGAGUAUCCGCAGAUCAAUCACCAAUAUUCUCCUCCUUCAUCCUACAAUUAUCCGGCACAAAGAUUAUCAUUGGAAGAAACACUCCAAGCAUUCAUUCAGACAAGCAACCGAAAUAUACAAGAGCUUAAGAAGGUAACCAUGAGCAACAACCAGAUGAUGCAAGAGCUUAAGAGUGUCACCAUGAGCAACGACCAGAUUAUGCAAGAGCUUAAGACCGCCUCUAUAAGCGAUAAUGAGAAUAUACAGAAUCUUGCCAAGAUAGAAGGACAUAUUGAUUAUCUGCAUGUCCCUGACACCAUCAUACUUGAGAGUAAUGAAAUUGAUAACAAUGAGGAGGAAGGAAAAGAGGAGCAAAUUGAGCACAAUGAGGAAAAAGGAAAAGAGGAGCAAAUUGGGCACAAAAAGGAGCAAAUUGAGCAGAUGGACCAAAUUGAGCACAUAGAGGAACAAGAAGAGAAAGAUGAGCAAAUUGAACACAGAGACCAAAUUGAACAAAAGGAGCAAGUUGAACAUGAAGAAAAAAUUGAGCCCCCAGCAGAUACAAGUCCAUCCAAUGACAAGGAAGAGAAGCUGGACACAGAGAGUGUGCCAGAUGAUUUCAUCUAUGGAGCAAUCUUCCAAGGCUUGAAGAAGGAUGGACCUCUGAUGGCAGAACUGGCGUUGAAAUCACCGAAAGAUCUUCAUACCUUUAUGUGUGUAUCAUUGAGGCAGUUGAUUGAGAAAUUCAUCGAGAAUGGGAAACUAGUCCGAUUUCUCGUCAAUGAGAGGAAUCAUCAGGAGCGAGACCAUUAUCCGCGGCCCAAGAGGGAAGAGGAUCGGAAUGAAAGGAGGAAUUAUCAACUGAGACAAGAAGACAGAAGAGGAAGAAGCCGAGAGCCAGCACCUCGACCUCGGAGGGAUGAAGGAAGGGAGAGAAGUAGGAGCAGACCUCGGGUGGCGCAGCAAGGUAAUCUCCGUAUCAUCCACACUAUCUCGGGUGGAUUUGGAGGAGGAGGUGAGUCCAACUCGGCUCGGAAGGUGUAUGCCAGGUAG
Alnus glutinosa is the source of this 1074-nucleotide messenger RNA. RefSeq lists its product as uncharacterized. Lineage: Eukaryota; Viridiplantae; Streptophyta; Magnoliopsida; Fagales; Betulaceae. The transcript has 4 exons. Bases 1 to 1074 code for a protein of 357 amino acids. The record is from RefSeq and is a predicted model, not a curated record.